Messenger RNA from Coccinella septempunctata (seven-spotted ladybird), 1133 nucleotides. It is a transcript of the gene PIG-K, whose product is annotated as putative GPI-anchor transamidase. The record is from RefSeq and is a predicted model, not a curated record. Lineage: Eukaryota; Metazoa; Arthropoda; Insecta; Coleoptera; Coccinellidae. Gene Ontology annotation, cellular component: GPI-anchor transamidase complex. The coding region runs from base 88 to 1119 and encodes 343 amino acids. Gene Ontology annotation, molecular function: GPI-anchor transamidase activity. Gene Ontology annotation, biological process: protein localization to cell surface; proteolysis; attachment of GPI anchor to protein. The transcript has 5 exons.
AAUCUGAAAUUAAAAAAAUAAUCAUUAAUCAUAUUAUUCACAAUAAUAAUAUGAAUAAAAUAGUAAAUAGUAAAUACUAGAAAAAUAAUGAGUAAAUUGAAAUUUGCAAAGCUUUCAUUACUUAUAAUUUCGUUUUAUUUUAGUUUAGUUCACAGCCAGAUCGAAACAGAAUGGUCCAAAAAAUCUCAUACCAAUAAUUGGGCAGUACUUGUAGACACAAGUAGAUUCUGGUUUAAUUAUAGACAUGUAGCUAAUGUUUUGUCAAUUUAUCGAAGUGUGAAAAGACUAGGAAUUCCAGAUAGCCAAAUAAUUUUGAUGAUUGCUGAUGAUAUGCCAUGUAAUCCUAGAAAUCCAAGGCCGGCCACUGUAUUUAAUAAUGCAAAUCAGCAUAUUAAUGUGUAUGGAGAUGAUGUGGAAGUAGAUUAUAGAGGAUAUGAAGUCACAGUUGAAAAUUUUGUUCGUCUGCUAACUGGAAGACUUCCACCUGGAACCCCCAGGUCCAAACAAUUACUUACGGAUGAAGGUAGUAAUAUCCUCAUCUAUUUAACAGGUCAUGGUGGAGAUGGGUUUUUGAAGUUUCAAGAUUCAGAAGAGAUAACUAGCCAAGAAAUGGCGGAUGCACUAGAGCAAAUGUGGCAGAAGCAAAGGUACAAUGAAAUAUUCUUCAUGUUAGAUACUUGUCAAGCUGCUUCAAUGUAUGAACGAUUUUAUUCACCAAAUAUUUUGGCUGUGGGAAGUAGUUUGGUUGGUGAAGAUUCCUUAUCGCAUCAUGUAGAUCCAGCAAUAGGAGUUUAUAUAAUAGACAGAUAUACUUACUAUGCAUUAGCCUUUUUGGAAAAUGUUGAUGCCGACAGUAAGAGAUCUAUGGCAGAAUUUCUAAAGGUUUGUACCAAAAAAGAAUGUAUAUCAACUGUGGGAGUUAGAAGAGAUCUUUUCAAGAGAAAUCCAAGAGAUGUACCAAUAACUGAUUUCUUUGGAUCAGUUAGACCUGUUGAAGUGAUAAAUAAUGUUAAAAUUGAGCCAAUUAUUGAAACUGUAAAAAAUUCAUCUACAAACCUAUCAAAUAAAAAAUAUAGGUAUAUUCCGCCAUUAGUAAGUUUUGAGCAGUUUUUAAAAUAAAUAUUUCAAUAAAA